Molecule: messenger RNA, 1446 nt
Organism: Aspergillus sclerotioniger CBS 115572
Lineage: Eukaryota; Fungi; Ascomycota; Eurotiomycetes; Eurotiales; Aspergillaceae
Product: MFS transporter
Exons: 4
Coding region: 1-1446 (481 amino acids)
Biological process (GO): transmembrane transport
Molecular function (GO): transmembrane transporter activity
Source: RefSeq, a predicted model, not a curated record
AUGAAGCCGCAGCCCAGCCACUUGUCCACCAGCACGGUGACUGCCGAAGGGCUUGUCGACUUUGACGGACCCGAUGACCCCAUCAACCCCUACAACUGGUCGAUGAAGAAACGAGCGUCCAUGUCGGUCGUCAUAGGUCUCGCCACAAUGGUGGUCUCAUUUGCGAGCAGCGUGUUCUCUCCCGCCAUCCCACAAGUCAUGAAGGUUUAUGGGAUUACAAAAGAGGUGGGAACUCUCGGGGUUUCGCUCUAUGUCUUUGGCUUUGCCUCUGGCCCAUUAGUAUUCGGGCCCUUCUCCGAACUCCACGGCCGUCACAUCCCCCUGGUCAUCGCCAUGUUUGGCUUUACGGUCUUCUCCUUCGCAACGGCAGUUUCCAAGGACGUGCAGUCUUUGUUCAUCCUGAGAUUUUUCACCGGAUUCUUUGGCGCCGGUCCUCUCACACUCGCGGGUCCCAUCUUCGUCGAUAUGUUCAACCAGCGGCAACGAGGCAUCCCGAUUGUCAUGUUUUGUCUCAUGGUGUUCACCGGACCCUUGAUAGCCCCGUUUGUAGGGGGCUUUAUUGUCAUGGAUCCGUCGCUGGGGUGGAGGUGGACUGCUUAUAUCCCCGGGAUAUUGGGAGCUGCGAUUACGGUGCUGGUGACCCUGUUUCUCGACGAGACCUAUGCGCCCGUGGUCCUGGCUCGCAAGGCCGAUCGCCUGCGUCGGGCAACCGGGGACUGGUCCCUUCAUGCCGCGCAGGACGAGGUUAGCUUUGAUCUCCGCGCCAUUGCUAGGGACUACUUCAGCAUCCCUCUGAAAAUGCUGGUGUGGGAUCCGAUCGUGCUGUGCAUGAGCCUGUUUGGCGCGUUUGUGUACGGACUCCUCUACCUCUUCCUGACGGCAUACCCCAUCAUCUUCCAGAAAAUCCACGGCAUGAACCCGGGCGUGGGUGGACUGCCGUACUUGGGGGUAGUAAUCGGACUGUUCCUUGGGGCCGUUGGGAUUGCAUCCACCCAGCCGUGGAUGGAGCGGAAGGCCGAGCGGACCGGGGGAGAGAUGAUGCCCGAAUGGCGCCUCCCCAUUGCCAUCCCCGGGGCGGCCGCGUUCUCCGGGGGGUUAUUCUGGCUGGGGUGGACCGGGUAUCAGCCCACGACCCAUUGGAUAGCUCCAACAUUGUCCGGGUUGCUCACCGGCUUUGGCUUGUUGACCAUGUUUUUGCCUUCGUUGGUGUAUCUGGUGGAGGCACGUGCCCGAAAAAGCGCGUCGGCUGUGGCGGCCCACACCUUCCUGCGGUCGGGAGCCGGAGGCGCGUUCCCGCUCUUUGCAACAUACAUGUUUAACACUCUGGGAGUGGAAUGGGCGUGUACGUUGCUGGGGUGCAUCGGGGCGGUUCUCAUCCCCAUUCCGGUGCUGCUGUACGUGUGCGGCGCGCAGAUCCGGAAGAAGAGCCGGCUGUCGGUCGCGUAG